This is a messenger RNA of Marchantia polymorpha subsp. ruderalis, 2780 nucleotides long. The record is from the annotation of a GenBank genome assembly. NCBI's taxonomy places the organism in Eukaryota, Viridiplantae, Streptophyta, Marchantiopsida, Marchantiales, Marchantiaceae.
ACGAAUUUCGAAGCGCGGAGAAGGAUGUCGGUCAGGCGCAAGAUGCUGUGGGUGACAAAUGCCACCGUCUUGCUUGCACCAGAUGCAAAAUGGAGCGAGCGGAAUCGGCAGAUGUCCGAGUUUUAUCCGAGAAUCCGAGUCCAAAUAUUAACAAAAAGAAUUAAUGGCUUUCUCGGGAAGGAAAUGAGGGACAGGGGCAGGGGAGGGGAGGGGAGGGGAAGGCGAAGGGAAGAGGCAAGCAGCAGAGCAGAGGGCCGUGGGCGUCGUCGGCGGAAAUCAUGGCCCACGUCCGCAGAAGUGCUGUACCGGAGUCGAGAGCAUGAUUCGCAGCCGGGCCACAUCAUGUGCCAUCGUUCCCCGGGGUUCAGCCAACGAUUGCAGAGCUAGCAAGCGUGCGUGUGCGUCCCGAUGCAGUUGGCUAGAUUCUCUCGAGCGAGCGAUGUGAGUCGGAUCGAGCAGAUUCGGACCAUGGCAAGACGCAAUUGAAGAUACAGAGCCAGAGCUGGAGGUAGACUGGACUAAUCGAAGGCUUGAUUUCUGGAACGAGCGUUGCUCUGUUGGUUGGUUGGUUAAUCGAGCGAGUGAGUGACUGAGGUGAGUGGUACGUGGACGGCGGGCUCCGUGCUCGCCCACUGGGUCGGAAACAUUGCGCACAUUUGGGAUCUAAGAGCGCUUUAGCUGGCGAGGAGGGGGCGGCGGAGGAGGCGGAGGCGACCAGAGCAGAGAAGAGCAGAGCAGGAAGACGAAUCGGUCAAGAAUUCUGUUCACCGUUCUGGCCUGGGAGAGGGAGAGGGAGAGGGAGAGAGAGGGGGCGGACAGAGAGCUCGGGGCGAUCGGCUUCUUGUUGCUCGAGCCGGGAGCAAGAGGAAUCGCUCUCGGACGCUCAGGUGGUCACGAGCAUCCUCUUUCUUCUUCUGCAUAGCCAGCCAACCAGCCAAGCCCAGCCCAGCCCAGCCAAUGCGCCGAGACGAGGCAGCUCUGUAGAUUGACAUCGCAGGGUCUUGUAAUUGCGGUCAGCUUUUGGUCGAGCGAUCACUCAUCCAAAUUCUGGAAUUGGUCGUCGAAACCGAACAUACAAGAGAAGACGACGGAGGAGAAUGAGUACCUCAAGAUUGUGUAUAUUGAUUGCCCCGGUAGACAGUCUCCGAUGCUGCUGCCUGUAUCCCUGAAUUUGAAUCUCGAACGAUUCAGCUAUUUCCCUCUUACUCGCCGUGCAUUGCGACCGUAGAGAGAGACAGAGAGGAAUGCAAGAAAGGAAUCCGCACAGUUUCUACACGGCGGGAUCGUAAGUAGAGAAUUUUUGAGGAUAGGUAGAGUGAUGAGUAAGAGGAUGAGGAUGAGGAUGAUGACGACGAUGAGGAGGAGGAGAGAAGCGGCAGGUGUCAAAAAGGUGAUCGUGAGCUUGAAAUGGGGGCUGAUCGUGCUGAGCAUCAUGGUGCUGUGCCUGGCGAGCAAUGCAAAUGCGCAGCAGUGCGAAGCAAAUUGUAAGACGAACAAUUGUGAUGCCGACGGUGUAUGUCAGUGUCUACUCCCUGAUCCUGACUCGGUGAUGAAUGGAGAUCGCUCAUUUCAGGGAGGUGUAUUUUGCGACACUCAGUCGACGAUGUGCGACGGCACCAACUCCUUCUGGUGCGAAAGCGGAGGGGUUUGCAACGAGAUAGUCCAGGGAGAAAAUUACACCUGUUCUUGCGACACUGGAUUUGCGGGCGUGCACUGCGAAAACAAAGGGGAUGCCUGCGGCGAUUCCUUCUGCUUCAACGGGGGGGAGUGUAUCGGAAUUUUAAGCACCUCCUGCGAUUGUCCCCCGGAGUUUCUCGGGGCCCGUGACUGUUCUUUGCCCACGUUCGUAGCUCCACCUCCCGCAGGCAGUCCUCCUGAGAGCUCGGCAAAACAUCAUGCUGGAGAGUGGUACAGGCCUCUGGUGAUCGUGUUGUCGAUCGUGGUGGUGUCGCUGUGCCUGGGCAGCUUCUUCUUCAAAUGGCAGAAGAAGAGGGCGGAGCACUUGUCGAGGUCGAGGUUCCAUGAGCUGAGACAAGUGCAGAUGGCCGACGGACCGGACUUCUACGACGACGGCGAAGACGACCCUUUCGCCGACACUCCGAAAGCACCGCGCAAACAGGGCCCAUAGAGUUUUCCCCGGCGAGAGGUAGAAGUUCUGAGGAGACUGAGCGGCUGGCUGGCUAGCUGGCUGGUCGCCCGUCCUCAACUGGGCACUAGCAUGGAUCUUCAAGGCGUUUCAUGGCGAGAAUUCGAUCACGAGAAGCUAGUCCCGACAGUUUGUUUAUCUUCGGCGCUGAAGUUGAGCCUACUACAGCUGCGGCUUCGUGCGUGCGGAGGAGGAACGGUACUGAAUCAACAUUCCUCGAUUCUGAGGUCGAUGCAUCAACCCACUGAGGGAGAACCCACGAUUCCAGUUACUCCCAACUACAAAUUAUACGUAAAUUUUGUAUGAGGUCCCUGUCCUCAACUUAGGAUUUGUACGAGUAAGGACUGAAGUAAAAAGCUGUUACGAGUGACAGUAAUAUUACUUGCGUGUGAUGUUUGCUGUCCGAGAAGAGCUCCUCUCGCACUCACACUGCUCGCUGACGCACUUGUUUGGUCGAGUUUUACAUCGUAAACAUCGUUUUACUUGUAAAGAUCGAAUCGUGAGAUUAAGUCGGACCGAUUCCUUGCGUUACGUCCAGAACGAGAGGACUGUGAUGCUACAUCGAGAACUAUUAUUAUCAUGCUGGAUGAAAAGAAUGCAUCCACCGAUACAUGAAUAUAACAUAUGGAAUUGC